Molecule: messenger RNA, 3997 nt
Organism: Gastrolobium bilobum
Lineage: Eukaryota; Viridiplantae; Streptophyta; Magnoliopsida; Fabales; Fabaceae
Exons: 11
Coding region: 268-3810 (1180 amino acids)
Biological process (GO): signal transduction
Source: RefSeq, a predicted model, not a curated record
UCCAUUUCUAAAAAAACUUUCUCUCUCUAAAAAACUCAAACCAAAACGAAGCUGAGUCCACUCGUCGCAACUUUUUCCUUCUGAAUCGUUUCAAAUUUUUCCACUGUUUUUCCCCCUAUUUGUUUAUAUAAUUCAUCGAUUCUUAUUUUCGUUGUUGCGAUUCUCUUGUUCUCUGUGGUUCGUACUGUACGACGUCGUUGGUACGAAUUCAUCGCCGUCGCGCCGGUACGAAAGGGGUUGGUUGCUGCGUCGUCGUAUUAUUGAAGGAUGGCUGCCGGAGUAGAGUUGCCGGAGGGGAGAGCCGGCGGUGGUGGCGGAAUUGCGAUGGAAUUCCCGGUCGGCGACGAUGAAUCUUUCUCGUCGCCGCCAAGGGUGCCGAAGAGACUCCGGCGACGGCUUCUUGACGCGGAGUUCAAGUCCCCGAGUACGGUGGAGGAAAUCGAAGCCAAGCUUCGCGACGCGGAUCUUCGCAGACAGAAAUAUUAUGAGAAACUGUCAAGCAAGGCACGUGCGAAGCCAAGAAGCCCGCAACGGUGUUCAUCUCAGGAGGAAGAUCUUGGUCAACGACUAGAAGCAAAGUUGCAAGCUGCUGAACAGAAGAGGUUGAGCAUUUUGGCAAAGGCCCAGACGCGCUUAGCAAGGCUGGACAAAUUGCGUCAAGCUGCGAAAACUGGAGUUGAAAUGCGCUACGAGAAUGAACGUGCGAAGCUGGGGACGAAAGUGGAAUCACGUGUUCAGCAGGCAGAGGCCAAUAGGAUGCUGAUCCUCAAGGCUUACAGGCAGAGAAGGGCAUCUAUUAGAGAAAGGUCAUCUCAGUCAUUGAUGAGAAGGAUGGCUCGAGAGAGCAAAUAUAAGGAGUGUGUCCGAGCUGCAAUUCACCAAAAACGAGCUGCUGCUGAAACAAAACGACUUGGGUUGCUAGAAGCUGAGAAGAAGAGGGCACAUGCUCGAGUUUCACAGGUGAGACAUGUGGCAAAGUCUGUAUCUCACCAGCGUGAGAUAGAGAGAAGGAAAAAGAAGGAUGAAUUGGAAGAUCGAUUACAAAAGGCGAAAAGACAAAGAGCUGAAUAUCUCAGGCAGAGGGGAAGGUUACAUGCUUAUGCACAAGAGAAUUGGAAUAGAAUGCCAAAGCAAGCAGAAUAUCUUUUCGGAAAAAUAGCAAGGUGCUGGAGGCAAUUCCUGAGGCAGAAGAGAACAACCUUUACCUUGGCAAAGGCGUAUGACGUGCUGGGGAUCAAUGAGAAAUCUGUCAAGUCAAUGCCAUUUGAACAGCUUGCUCUUCUGAUUGAAUCAGCUUCUACUCUUCAGACUGUAAAAACUUUACUAGAUCGGAUUGAGAGCCGCCUCGAAGUGUCUACAGCGGUUGCUCGUGCCAGUUUUUUGUCUAGCUUGGAUAACAUUGAUCAUCUUCUUAAACGGGUUGCUUCCCCGAAGAAAAGGGUUACUCCCAGGAGUUCUGUGAGAAGCAGGGAGGCAAAGAAAGUAGAUUCUGUCAGGGAGUCAAAGAAUAGCUUAGCUAGAUUAUCAAGGUAUCCUGUGAGAAUUGUUCUGUGUGCUUAUAUGAUAUUAGGUCAUCCAGAUGCAGUGUUCAGUGGUAUGGGAGAGCGUGAGAUUGCUCUGGCCAAGUCUGCACAAGAAUUUGUCCAAAUGUUUGAGCUGUUGAUUAAGAUUAUCCUUGAUGGGCCAAUACAGAGUUCUGCUGAAGAGUCUGUCUCGGCAGUUAUGAAGCAAUGUACCUUCAGAUCUCAGCUUGCUGCUUUUGAUAAAGCAUGGUGCUCAUACUUGAAUUGUUUUGUGGUCUGGAAGGUUAAGGAUGCUCGAUUACUGGAGGAGGAUUUGGUUAGAGCAGCUUGCCAGCUUGAGGCUUCUAUGAUUCAAACUUGCAAGUUAACUCCAGAAGGAGUUGGUCAGCUUAGUCAUGAUAUGAAAGCUAUUCAGCAUCAGGUUACUGAAGAUCAGAAACUGUUGAGAGAAAAGGUGCAUCACCUAAGUGGAGAUGCUGGGAUUGAGCGUAUGGAAUGUGCACUAUCUGAAACAAGAUCUAGAUACUUAAGAGUGAAGGAUAAUGGAAGCCCAGUGAAUUUUCCAAUGACUCAGUCUGUGACUCCAAGCCCAACUCCACUCUCUACUGUUGCCAGCUCAAGUGAAAGAAAUAUUUCAGAUGAGAGUAAUAAUAAGACAAGCCGAGUAGUUCGCUCCCUUUUUAAGGAGACCCACACUUCCACUGGAGAGUUCAGCCUCUCUGCACCUAGAACCAGUUCAGAUAGCCAGCUUGGCUCUUCCUCUGGAAAGUUGGUAACAGAGAAUGAAGUUCUUGUAAAUGAAUUUCUUCAUGAGCAUCACCGUAGUUUUGCUGAUGGCUUUGAUGUUGCUGAUCACAUUCAAAACAGCAUUGAGGGGAAAAUAAAACAGACAAUGGAAAAGGCCUUUUGGGAUGGUAUCAUGGAAUCUGUUAAGCAUGAUCAGCCCAACUACGAUCAAAUUGUUCAACUCAUGGAAGAGGUUAGGGAUGAAAUUUGUGAGAUAGCUCCAAAAAGCUGGAAGGAGGAUGUAUUUGCAGCCAUUGAUUUAGAAAUGCUUUCUCAGGUGCUGAUAUCGGGUAACCUGGAUGUUGAUUACCUAGGAAAAAUUCUUGAGUUUUCAUUAGUCAGUUUGCAGAAGCUCUCAUCUCCAGCCAAUGAGGAGAUAAUGAAGGCCACACACAAGAAAUUAUUUUCCGAGUUGAGUGAAAUAUGUCGAUCUAGAGACGAGUCACACAAUUCUUGUGUUAUAGCCUUGGUGAAAGGUUUGCAAUUUGUCCUCGAACAGAUUCAGAUUCUUAAGAAAGAGAUAAGCAAAGCUCGCAUAAGAUUAAUGGAGCCUUUGGUUAAGGGGCCUGCUGGUCUGGACUACCUGAGGAAUGCCUUUGCUAACAAAUAUGGAGCUCCAUCUGAUGCCAAUACCUCUUUGCCUUCAACACUGAGAUGGCUUUCAUCUGUUUGGAAUUGCAAAGAUCAGGAAUGGGAAGAACAUGUCAUUUCCUCCUCAGCAUUGGAUGAUAAUUCAUCCCAAGAAUGGCUUCCUUCAACUACUCUCAGAACUGGGGGAAAUAUUCUACUGAAAGCUGGCAGUCCAGUGGCCUUUUCUCCUGAUGAUGCAAAUGCUAAAGGUAAUCAGCAGCCAGAAUGCAAAGGAGAAAAAGUUGAUCUAGUUGUGAGGCUUGGUUUGCUAAAAUUAGUGAGUGGAAUAUCUGGUUUGACACAAGAUGAUCUACCAGAAACUUUAUCUCUUAACUUCUCCAGGCUGAGGUCCGUUCAGGCUCAAAUUCAGAAGAUUGUUGUGAUUUCUACGAGCAUUCUUAUAUGCCGCCAGAUUCUCCUGAGUGAAAAGGCGAUAGCUAGCCCUGCAGAUAUGGAAAACGUAGUGUCCAAGUGUGCUGAAGACCUAUUGGAUCUCUUAGACCGUGUUGAAGAUGCUGAUAUUGAAGAUAUUGUGGAAGUGAUUUGCAAUUUGCCCACAGUUGACGGUGAAGAUAAGGGGAAAAUUCAGUCAAGGAAGGUAGUUGCUGCCAGGAUGCUAGGAAAGAGCUUACAAGCUGGGGAUGCUGUGUUUGAGAGGGUUUUUAGUGCUGUCUAUUCAGCUUUGCGCGUAGUUGUGCUUGGGGGAAGUGGAGCCCGUGGGAGGAAAUUAGCAGAAAUGGCUCUUCUGAAAGUAGGGGCUGGUGUUCUGACUGAGAGAGUAGUGGAAGCUGCUUGUGUUUUGAUUGUGGCAGCCACUAUAUCAGUUAGUGUUCAUGGGCCAUGGUAUAUAUAUUUGACCAGUAAUUUAUAAUUUGGUAAGUCCAUGAAUAAUAAUAUAUAUGCACAUUUGUACAUAAGGAGUGUGUAAAGUCAGCUGUGUAUCUUAGGUAUAUUAUGUAGAGAUAAGUGAUAUUGUGUAUAGUAGAAUUCAUUUGAUGUAACGAACAAAAAUUCUACAACUUUAUUUAAAUUGCUAAUAUUGGUUCUAAAGUGUUUCC